Molecule: messenger RNA, 2869 nt
Organism: Melanotaenia boesemani (Boeseman's rainbowfish)
Lineage: Eukaryota; Metazoa; Chordata; Actinopteri; Atheriniformes; Melanotaeniidae
Gene: gnmt
Product: glycine N-methyltransferase
Exons: 6
Coding region: 135-1022 (295 amino acids)
Biological process (GO): protein homotetramerization; regulation of gluconeogenesis; S-adenosylmethionine metabolic process
Cellular component (GO): cytosol
Molecular function (GO): identical protein binding; glycine N-methyltransferase activity; S-adenosyl-L-methionine binding
Source: RefSeq, a predicted model, not a curated record
CUGAGUUAGCAUGUGGGGAAAGUACGUGUCAGGGAAGUAAUCUGUUCUCACACGGAUAUACCGCAGUGCUUGAGCUGAAAACACCUAUUUAAUUGCUCGGGAAGCAAAGAUAGGACACUAAGGCAGGUACAAGCAUGUCGGUAGACAGUGUGUUUAGGACCCGGUCUCUCGGUGUAGCCGCAGAGGGUCUUCCAGACCAGUACGCCGACGGCAAAGCAGCGAAAGUGUGGGAGCUGUACAUCGGAGAUACGCAGAGUAGGACGCAGGAGUACAGAAGCUGGCUGGUGUCUCUGCUUAAAGAACAAGGGGUGCGGAGAGUGCUGGAUGUAGCCUGCGGAACAGGAGUUGACUCCAUUAUGUUGGUGAAUGAGGGUUUUAAUAUGGUAAGUGUGGAUGCCAGUGACAAAAUGCUCAAGUAUGCGCUGAAGGCCAGAUGGGAGAGAAGAAAAGAAUCUGCUUACGAUCAAUGGGUGAUCGAAGAGGCCAACUGGCUGACGUUGCCAGAAGACCUUCACAAACAGGGAGACGGCUUUGAUGCUGUCAUCUGCCUCGGCAACUCAUUCGCCCACUUACCAGAUUUUAAAGGAGACCAAAGUGACCAAAAACUGGCCCUCCAAAACAUUGCCAGUAUGGUCAGACCAGGUGGAGUCCUCAUUAUUGACCACCGCAACUACGACUACAUCUUGGAGACCGGACGGGCGCCGCAAGGCAAAAAUAUCUACUACAAGAGCGACCUCACUCAGGACAUCACCACCUCGGUGCUGUGGGUCAACAGUAAACCACAUAUGAUCACUCUGGACUACACCAUCCAAGUGCCACAGGCUGUCCAUCACAACCUUCCUGAAGUCAGUAAAUUCCGUCUUUCCUACUACCCUCACCGCCUGGAGAGCUUCACAGGAUUGCUAAAGGACGCCUUCAAUGGCAAAAUGGAGCACAGCGUCUACGGAGAUUUCAAGACGUACGUACCGGGCCAGUCCCAGGCCCCAUGCUACUUCAUCCAUGUCUGUAAGAAGAUGGCCUGAAAGAGCUGCCUGGAAUUAUCCUGAUACGCACGGUCUGCUUGGAAGAUGUCCUUAUAGUCCUCCAGAUUUGGUCAAAAUUCUGUUUGAAUAUGUUUUAAAAACAUUUUAUCUUGAAUUUCUUCCAAAGAAAUUAUAGCAACAGUUUUUUUUUCUGCACACACACAGACUCUAAAAUCGCGAGUCUGACUUACUGCAGGCUGAUGACUUCGGUGAGCCAUAAAGGCUGAGCAUUAAGGAUGUAAAUGCUCCAGAGCAGCCACAAAAUUAAUUUUUCUUUUUUUCAAGACCAAAAAGAUGUAAAGAUCUGUUCUCAUUAGUUCUACUAAUAGAUGAUAUGCAUCAUUGCUAUAUUAGUUGACUUAAAGCAUUUAGUUCUUUAAACAUGUUUCAGAAACAUAUAUAAAGUGCUGUUUGAUUUUUUAAAAAAUGUAUUUAAAAUAUACUGGACCACUGUUUUGCCCUCAGCUGGUAUUUCCCUCAACGUGGUGAGUGUCGCUUUUGUUUUUUCCUCGUUUGUUUCUUUCAAAACAGACUUUUGAACAAGUUUCAAAAUGGUGCUGUGGAUUAGAGAUGUCCCUCCUGAUGGAAAACUCUCUAUUUGCCACCAUGUGCAGAGAUAUAUUCUUGUAAAUUGACCACCUAGGUCUUAAAAGGUACAUUUGAGUGAUUUGUGGGUUUAAUUACAGAAGCCUUUUUAAUUUAAAUGAUUUCAAACUGGAAAAGAAUAUAGAGCUGAUUUUGUUCUGACCUUUCUUUAGGUUGAAGUAAAUCUUUGACAUUUCAUGAUGGAUGGUGUAUAUAAUAUUCAAAUUAUGAAUCAGGACUUUAAUCACCCAUCCAAAGUCCAAUAAACAGCAAGUUAAGGCUUUAAAUCACCCUGACUACUUAAAAUUCCUGCUUCACCUGCUUGGAGCUUUUACACGUGAAGCCUUUGCUGGAUAAACCUGUGAGAUCAACAGUCCUCUACCUUGAAGUACCCAUGAGCUCCAAAGCUAUGUGACCUUUGACCUCUGUAAAUCUUUCCAGCAAAACUUAAUUUGAGCUUUCUUUGAUUUAAACUAUUUUCUGUUUGUAAGUGGUACUAUUAAGUUUAAUUUCUGUAAGUCAGCCGACAGCCUUUCAGUUUUGUGGUAAUUGCCAUUAAAGAACCAACAAUAAGCCGACAGGACACCACUGAAAGCUACAACAGUCCGCACUUAUUGGACCAUUUUUGGGAUGCUUUAAAAAGCCAGUCACUUUAAGAAGUAAAACAAGAAAACUAAAAGUUUUCCUUUCCAUAAUAAAAUUACUGAAAACAAAAAGCAAAUUAAAAAUUUAUUAUUAACCAAAGAUAUUUAAAAUUCUGAGAUUUUCUGCUUGAAAUGUAGAAAAAAAACCCUCAAAUGUUAUUUGCAUGUGCUGCACAGGUGAUACUGUGCAUUAUUUCCAAUAAGUUUACACAAAUUAUGAACGGAACCAGAUGAAAGAAUAAUUUACUGGUUUACUGGUUUACUGCACUGGGAUUUUUCAGAUCCCAGUGUAGUUAGCUUCUGUGCCAAAUGGAAAAAUGUUUACCACAGAGAACCCAAAUAUUAUCCCUGUCUAAACAGGUCGGAUUCAAAUGUUGUGCCAAUGCUUCAUGCAGAACAAAAUGUAUUAUAUGAUAUAGUUUGGUUACUUUGAGAUCAUUCGCAAGUCAAAGAAGUGAAAAGAAAGGCUGGAUGUUUGAGUGAACCUUACAUGGAUAAAUAUAAAGUCUUAGUGUGUUGGUAGUUCUUUAAAGAAUAAAGUGUAAAACAUUUUAUUAAGUUUAUUGCCUUUAUGAUGAUUGAGAUUGUUUUGAACCUAAUAAAUGUAUUUCAAUUAUG